Hypoxylon trugodes is the source of this 1359-nucleotide messenger RNA. Its product is annotated as translation factor. The coding region runs from base 1 to 1359 and encodes 452 amino acids. Gene Ontology annotation, cellular component: cytoplasm. The transcript has a single exon. The record is from RefSeq and is a predicted model, not a curated record. Gene Ontology annotation, molecular function: nucleotidyltransferase activity; double-stranded RNA binding; tRNA binding. Lineage: Eukaryota; Fungi; Ascomycota; Sordariomycetes; Xylariales; Hypoxylaceae. Gene Ontology annotation, biological process: regulation of translational fidelity.
AUGUCUCAAGAUCUACCUCGAAUGACCACCCGCGUCCUCAGGGUUCCUCAAGGGGACUUGGGGAAAUUUAGAGAAGAUGAGGGAUAUGAAAAAUUAGGAUUAUGGGAAAUAUCUCAGAACAAAUCACCCAGUCUUGAAAUUCUUCAUGAGGCGGCGAAUUACCUCAAAACCAAGGAUAUACCCGUUGCAUUUCCAACUGAGACUGUUUAUGGGCUUGGGGCAGAUGCGACGAGAAGCGCAGCGGUCAGGGGUAUAUAUACCGCGAAGAGGCGACCUGUGGAUAACCCCCUGAUUAUUCAUGUAUCGGAUUUGGAGAUGCUUCGAAAUGUUUUAACGCCUGAGAACGCAUCUAACGGCACAACGAAUAAAGCUCGUGAUGGGAUACCUGAGAUAUAUAAACCUCUCAUAGAGCGAUUCUGGCCGGGUCCCCUUACGAUAUUGCUCCCUAAUCCGACUCCGUCGAAAUUGGCCCCUGAAGUGACGGCUGGAUUGAAGACUUUCGGUGUUCGCAUGCCUAAAUCACCUCUCGCUCUUUCACUCAUCAAACUGGCUGGUGCCCCUCUAGCAGCCCCUUCAGCAAACGCAUCAACGAAACCAUCGCCGACUACUGCUGAACACGUGCUUGAAGAUUUAGACGGACGUAUCGAACUAAUUCUCGACGGGGGUCCAUGUUACGUUGGAGUUGAAAGCACUGUGGUAGACGGCCUAUGCGAUCCUCCUGUAAUCCUAAGGCCGGGUGGUGUGGGCAUAGAUGAAUUGCGGAGUUGUCCCGGAUGGGAGCAAGUUGAAAAGGGGUACAAAGACCAGAGUGAAACUGGAAAAUCUGCGCCAAGAGCACCGGGGAUGAAAUACAAGCACUAUAGCCCAAAAGCAAAAGUGGUUUUAUACGAAGCGAAUUUUGAGACUAUUCGGGAUGGUGUGCAGUCUCAAGAUUUAGAAGCAUUCAUCCAGGUUAGACAAGCACAGGAAAUACCAGAAGGGAAAAGCAAAGAGGGCUUGCAAAUCGGGAUAAUACGAACUCGAUAUUGGAAAUCCGCUGCCGGAUUAAGCUGUAGUGAAUUUAAGAAGCAGGAGGCGGUAAAAACGGAAAACGGUCAUGGGGGCCAGGAAACAGUUGAACUCGACGUUGAAGAAGCGGAACUUUAUGAUACCACAGGCGGAGUUUCAAUUGGGAAGCUUAUGGAUAUAAGCAUAGGGGCGGAUACCAGGAGUAUAGCACAGGGGCUAUUCUCGGCAUUACGAGAACUGGAUAGACGAGGCGCAAACAUCAUAUUUGUGGAGGGUACAGUAGACGAUGAAGAUAUCGGCGCGGCCGUCAUGAAUAGACUGCGCAAGGCAGCUUCUCAGAUUAGGUCGUAG